UCUCACAGGAUUUUCUCUAUAUAAAUCGGUGCUAGUUCGACGUGAUUAAAAUUGUUGCAUCGACGCGAGUCUUGAUCGUCGCGAAAAUCUCGCGAUACCGUCGAAGCGAAGCACGCGUUCUCCACAUUGCAAAAAUAGGUUAUCUUUCUACGCCGCGUUUCACUCCGUACUUUCGUCCUGACAGGCAACUGGUACAACACGUUCUGCUGGUGUAGCGUUACGAGAGAGAGAAGAAAAAGGAAGUGCAUAGGUAGUUGUUCAGUGGUGUUCGAGAGAUAAGUUCUGCUCUGUUCGCGACCGCGUGGCUCAAACAACCACCGAAAACCGUGGACGUGGUGUGCUGGUUGCAACGCGGCACCAUCGACAUCCAAGAAGAGGGAAUUCAACUGUCCUUUAAACGGGUGGCGAUCUUUAAAACACGACGCGGAAACAUUGAUAAACGUGCAUAACAGAUUUCAUGGCGUGAACUCUUGUCGGAACCUAGGAAACGCGGGGUAGGAGGAUGACAGUGUGCUUGGGGCAGAUCAAGACUGUCUGCAAAAAGCUCAUUAAAAAAAACCUCGAUGUUUCUACAAAUUGAAACUUUGUUCAUUAUACGAUCGAUGUUAAAUAAUGCUUUUAAACAUUCGUAACUCUAUCGUGUUUGUGUUAAGCUGUGAUGUCGUGCAGUGUGAUUUAAAGACAGUGUAUGUGCCAUUCCUUUCUUAUGCAAGACAUUGGCCAUGGUUGAUGCCUUGGCAUUUUCAUGAGAAUCGUAGAAAUUUAGGACCUCCUUAAACAAAAAGUUGGCUUUUGGUUAAGUUUUUCAUAUAGUAGCCUGUGGAAAUUUAUUGCAAUCAUGACAGAUAUUAAUAUUCAGGAUUUACAAAAUCUUCUUAUAUACUUCUCAAAGAACACUUACCGAGCUAAGGAUGCAGAUAAUACAAGCCAAACAAUUAUGCAAAGAUGUCUGCUACUCACCGACUUAGAUUAUACUCACGCUGUAAUAAACAAUAACGGAGGUGAUCUCAGUGCACAUUAUCCUAGCCAUCUCGUCAUUCUAGAAAAUGAGAAGUCUAAUAAAAAUCCAAACAUUAGCGAUACACCGCCACCACUGCCACGCACAACAGAAACUAUAUACGAAACCAUGUACGACCCCAAUAAACUGAAGGAAUUGAUAAAAAGCGCUAGAUUUGCCAGGUGUCGUUCAAGAUUUCCACUGCCAGUAAUAAUGUAUAAAGGAAGACAUGUCUGCAGAUCGGCUACAUUAUCCGGCGGACCUGAAAUUUAUGGUAGAUCCGGAUUAGAUUAUUUAUUUGCGGGUAGCGAAGGAAUAGUCUCUAUUCAGCAACAAGUAGACGAAGCACGAGGGAGUGACUCUGUACUUAGCGAAUGGCAACUGUUUGAUAAAGUCAGGCAUCAAGAUAUCAAACUUCUGAAAACGCUUAAUGUCGGAACUAUCAUCGAUUUUAUGGUUGAGAAGAAGAAGGUCAAGUUUGGAAUGAAUGUGACCUCUUCGGAGAAAGUAGACAAAGAGAAGAGGUAUUCGAACUUCACCAUAAUUUCACUGCCAUAUCCUGGAUGUGAAUUCUUCAAAGAGUUUAGAGAGAACGAUUAUCUGGCUAAAGGAUUAGUAUUCGAUUGGUCUCAGACUCACGUGGACGCGCAGAUAGGAGUGCCUGAUGAUUCAAUUUCCACUCAAUUACGGAUCAGUUGGGAACAAUACCAAGUCUGGGAUCUAGUCCUGCUAACUCAAAAUUAUUUAAAACUGAUAUUAAGAUAUUUGAGCGAGAGUAGUAAUGGAAUAUUGAUACAUUGUAUUUCAGGAUGGGAUCGCACACCGUUAUUUAUUUCGUUAUUAAGAAUAAGUUUAUGGGCUGAUGGUGCAAUACACGCGUCCCUGAACGCGUAUCAAAUUCUUUACUACACAAUAGCGUAUGAUUGGAUGUUAUUCGGUCAUGACUUGGAAGACCGACUGAGCAAAGGGGAAGAGAUAUUUUUCUUCUGUUUCUAUUUUUUGAAGCACAUCAGCGACGAUGAGUUCAGUAUUCAUCCGCGUCACAAUAGGUCCCGGCAUACGGUUUUACGUAACGAUAGUGACUCACAGUUAGACAAUGUUAUGUUCGAUAGUGAAUCGGUAGUGACGUUGAGUUCGGUCAGUUCCAACUUAAGUCUGAAUAGUUGGUGUAGCUCUGUUAGUCAGAACAGCAGGGAUAGUCAAGAUAAUAAUCCACCAGCGGUGUUUCAUUGUGCUUCCACGGAGAGUCAAGAAGAUAGUCAUAGUAAUGGGAACGUUGUACCAUGGACCUUUUACCCCUCCCCGAACAAGGAGGGCGUCGCUCAUGGAUCACGGUCCCCUCUUCCACCGAAUAGAACUUCUCCCGUAGCGGUUCCUGUACCUGGACGUCUUCGACAACGAAACGAAUCUUCGUCGUCUGGUGGCUCCUGGCAGAUGAUAUCUGGGACUGGCAGUUUACGCGGUUCCACAACUGCUAACGCUCCCAUCGCAGAUGGACUAACGUCUUCUGGUUUAGCUUGCAGAUCUCAAUGCGAAACAUGUACGGGACACGGGUCUCAAGAAUCGAGUACCACGAUCAUCGAAGACGAAGCGUGCGCGUUAUUAGCACAAUCUCGCAGAGAGAAGUUACAGUGUUUAAGAAAAAUAUUUUAUAACGCUUACAGCCAUACUGUCGGAUUUCGAAUGAAAGAUAACUCCGAAUCGAGCGCCUUCGGCCAGCUACUCGGUAAUUUCGCCGAAAAAGUAGGAAUUCUUUCUACUCAACGCACAUCGUUGUGACUGUAAAACAUCAUUGAUUUCGCCACGAUCAUCGAUUCGUUGUUAUUGAUUCCUUGAUUCAAUUCAGAAUUUUAUAUGACGCUUUUCAUUAAGAAUGAAACAGUUGUACAUUAUCGUUUAUGUGAAUAACACAUUGUUAUACAAGAAAAUGCGUAUUGUACGCUCGAUAUGAAUAAAAACUUGAUAUUUUUGUA
Molecule: messenger RNA, 2970 nt
Organism: Megalopta genalis
Lineage: Eukaryota; Metazoa; Arthropoda; Insecta; Hymenoptera; Halictidae
Gene: EDTP
Product: Egg-derived tyrosine phosphatase
Biological process (GO): dephosphorylation
Molecular function (GO): phosphatidylinositol-3-phosphate phosphatase activity
Source: RefSeq, a predicted model, not a curated record